Messenger RNA from Platichthys flesus (European flounder), 4013 nucleotides. RefSeq names its product persephin. The transcript is spliced from 3 exons. Gene Ontology annotation, molecular function: glial cell-derived neurotrophic factor receptor binding; receptor tyrosine kinase binding; growth factor activity. Lineage: Eukaryota; Metazoa; Chordata; Actinopteri; Pleuronectiformes; Pleuronectidae. The record is from RefSeq and is a predicted model, not a curated record. Bases 2736 to 3236 code for a protein of 166 amino acids.
UUCAAAUCCUGUCUCUAACGCUUUUUCCCCCCAUUUAGUUUGAUUAGCUCCUCAUUUAUAAGUCUUCAUUUGAACUUUACAUCUCACAGUCUCAUACCUUAACCGCUCCAUAACUUCUCUGCUCUAUUUUUACCUCUGCUUAUCAGUUGUGGAUUUAACUCAGGCUACAUUUAUAGCUCAGUCUGGAGUCAUACCUGAGCGUUAGCCUGUCUGUCUGCGGCCUGCUAUUCAUUUAACACAUCUUAUCAGUGAGCGCUUCAACAGAAAGGAAAACAUCCCGACAGGUAUAAUAAGGAAUAUAAGACCGCAUAAAACCUUAUAAAGAUAAUACGGUUUAUUUAAGUGGUCGUUAUGUGACGAGGAGCAGAAAGUGAAAUCACGUGUUUUAAUGCAGAUAAAGAAUUCGAUGUAGAAGCCUCAACCCAAUCGUCUUUCACUUCAACUGCCACGCUCAGGUUAUGAUGGGCCUCAGGGAUUUAUCUAGUUUCCCUGAUAACAGCAGGUCGACACAGAGGAAGCGCUGCAUCAUAAACGACAUAUGUUUCUGAUGCAUAUGUCUGCUUGGUGAAAUGAAUGUGCUGAACGUGCUGGAAUGCAGAGGAGACAGAGUGAUGGCAGAGGGAUUCCACCCUGAAAGGUCCACGAUGUCUUGAACAAAGAAAGUAGACUAGACACCAGAUGAUGUUCACGUUGGGAGCAAUGGCACGGGAGUUCCAGAAGCUGAGCUGCUAAGGCGGCAAAAGAAACUUGGCCUUAAACGCAUCAGAGUGUUGAUGCAUCAUAUUGUGCGUGAGUUGUUUACAUCACAAUCAGGCAAUGGAGCCUUUGUGUAUCGGAAGGAUUUCUUAAUUAUGUCAUCCUGACGUCUUGUCUCUAGUCCUGUGAGAUACCUGGAGAAAUCAUUUUCUGACUUCUUCACCUAUAUGAAAAUCAUGGUCGGGUCAAUGCUACCUUUUAGAUUGUCUUUCUAUCACUUGUGUAGUUUUUUUCGGCCAUAUUUUUAUUGACCAUUGAUCGAUCGGCUCCAAAUCAUCUGGAGAUAAACGCUCCUGCUGCAGUGUCCACCAGUAGAGCGCUGGUCACCGUGAGGACCCUCUCCAUCCUGUCCGCCUGCUUCUUGCAGGUCCUGGAGUUUGGGGGCGUGGCCGAGUGUCAUCAGUCAGGUGACAUCACCUGCUGGUUUGUGAGCUUCUGUUCUGAAGCCAGUUGGACAUUUGGUCCAGCGCCAUCUUGGCUUUGUGAAACCAGCUGUCAUCAUGUCUGGAGGAGCAGGGGGUGGAGCCUGCCUGAGUGUGAGGACACUGCACACCUACCUACACCUGCACCUAUUGGACACUACUAGCUGUCAAUCACAAUGCGGUAUCCACGCCCCAAUGCAUACAGUGCUUUAUGGUCUAUUUGACUCUGAAUGGAUCAUCCUUUACUACAUAAACAUCAGCUGUAUUGAAGAAGACUUGAAACCAGAGAUUGAGACACAAAGGAAAACGUUAAAAAACAAGUAGAGUCGCCCUCUGCUUUAUUAAAGACUCUAUCAGAGCUCAGUUCUGGUUCUUUGGACACUUCCUCACUCCUACACCCACACGUCUGAUAUCUCUGACUUCACACAAUGUUAUUAGUUUAAAUGGUUCUCCAGUUUAAUGUGUUUCUGGUUGUGUGUGUUUAACCUCUGUUAUCAUGAACGUUCGGCCCAAAUUGUUGCUUUGCACAAUAUGUUGCAUGAUGAUGAAAAAUGAUAUGUUUCUUUACAACUAAAUGCAAGAAGAGUCACAGUUAAUGUCUCACAUAGAGAUUAUAUUAUUUGUUGAGUUUUGUUAGAGGUUUAAAAGGUCAUUAGAUCUAAAAAAUGGAUGAUUUGAGAACAUGUAGGGAAUCGAGAGGUGGAAGAAAUGUAACAUGUGAUGUUGUGCCUGUUUCAAACGAGGGGCUGUUUGAACUGUGUGAAAUGUUGUCAUCAUUCUGCAUCUUUUCCUCUUUUUCCACCCCUUCUUUUACAGAAAAUUAUGCCACGUUCUUUCCAUUCCUGUCGUCUGACGUCGGGGAAUUCCAGACUGGCUCUGCAGGCCCUCAUCCAACAGGAUCGCUCUAUCUCCGCCGUGUUUCUCCCAGCACCUCUUCUGCUGUCCCGCCGUCUUUCCACCUCUCACUCGGCCCUCAGCCUCCCAUCUCGAGAGAAGUGGAAGGAAUGUGUCGGGCCCUUUGCCCUUUCCAUGCAAAUUACUGGGAAAUGGAAGCUUUCCGUGAAUGGGGUUUCAACUGCGUGAGCAGAGAUUGUAAAUAACAAACGUGUAUUUACAAAAUGUUCCAGAAAAGAGGGGGGGUGCAUUUACACAGUGGCAGCUACUGUAUAAGCAACCCAGUAAAAUCAAAGCUUGAGUUUAGUUUCAUUUAUUUCCAUUUUCUGUUUUCAACAUUUCUGCCUAUAGUGACUUCAGUCGCUGGAUCCCCCUUCAUGCAGCUCAGGGGAUUUAAUACUGAACAACACCAUCAUUGUGUGUUAAACAUGAACCUUCAUUUAAAAAAAGCAUCUCUAUUGCAGACUGACUUCUUCUGAGGAGAGAGGAUGAAGAUGAACAUUUACAUGGAUCACAAAAAAACUACUGAACGGUUUCCAUGAAACUUGGUGGAAUGAUACUUCAGCAUUUAGAUGGGGACCACUGGGAUCGAAUGGCUGACCAGUUCAGGUUGGAGGACACCGAUCACAGGAGCCCCCGAAGUGUCCUCAACAGCCGGCUCAGAUGUUAACUGGUUUGGACCUGCAGCUGGUUGGAGAUCAGACGCAGGAAACACCGUCUCCACACACGUCUCCUGAUGCAGACAGAGGAAGUGGAUAUCCAGAUGAAGAAGACAGACAAGCAGAAGCUUCAGGAGUCCAGCCAUCGCCCAGUCCCAUCAUCCCCAUGCCAGUCCGCUCACGCCGCUCGACCCUUGACCCCCAGUGCGGCCUGCGCUCCAUCCUGCUGCAGGUCCGGGACCUCGGGCUCGGCUACGACUCGGACGAGACCGUCCUCUUCAAGUACUGCAGUGGGACGUGUCCCCGGGUUCGCUCCAACCACGACCUCACCCUCACUAGCCUGCUGCUCAGUGGGGUGCUGCCCCACCCGGCCCCCGGGGAGCAGUGGCACAACACGCCCUGCUGCAGGCCCACCCACCACGAGGACAUGGCCUUCCUGGACAACUCGCACCGCUGGCACAAGGUGGAGAAGCUGUCGGCCGCCGGCUGCAGCUGUGUGGGGUAGAGGGCUGAGAGUAGAUGGGAGAAGGGUGGUGUUGAGGGGUGGAGGGGAGGAAGGGAGGUGUGUAUGAUAGGUUGUGAUGACAAAGCGAUUCCGAGGGGAAAAGUUUGCUGCCAGGUUUUUUUGUAAUGUCUGUAAAUGAAGAGUUUAAUUUCAGCAGGAUGGAAGCUGAAACCUUUUGUUAUGAAAUGAGCACAAAUUAAGCUAUUGUCAUGUUUAGGUGAAAGAAUCCAGUUUUUCUGUUGAAAAGUGGCCUAGAGGGACUCACUACGAUAAUAAUAACUUUAUUUUAUUUUAUUUUGAUAAUAUUCGAACUGUAAAAAAGAAUUGGGCAGCUUUUCUUAGUUUAAGAACAUUCUGCAUUCGAGAAAAAGUUUGUUUCUUUAUCUGUCGCCAGCAGAAAAUACAUAAUGAAAUUGACGUGUAUUCUUCAAAUGUAAAUACUUAACUAUUGUUCGUGUCAGCUGAUUUGGAUCUACUCUGAAUCUUCACCUCCUGACAAACAUACAUGAAGCUGACAUUUAUUUAUUUAAAUUCUUCAGUGCAAUUUUGAAAGUUACAAAUGGAGCAGAUCAAAUGAACGAAGCUGCGUAGAUGCAACGUCUGGUUUGAAGUUCUUCACAGUUCAGACGGUUUCAUCAACCAGACACAGUUUAGAAAAAUGUAUUUAUGUAAGAUAAGUUAUUUAUUUAUUUGACGUCGUCCUCUCGUCAUGCUGAUUAAUUUAUUUUGUGAUGUGCUCGUCUCUACAUUCAUUGUGUGUAAAGUUCCUAAUAAACA